ACAAGUGAAUAUCACAGUGAAGUCAAGCCUGAGUAGUAAUACAAUAUCUUUUUCCACAAGUACAAGAAAUGAGGACUGACAGAGCUUCUGAAAUAAUAAGACUUUUAGGGCAGACAAGCAUUCCAUCAUCAGAAAAUAUCAGUGCUCUCUCCUUGAACAGAACAGACUGUACACAGGUUGUGGUACCAGAAGAAGUCUUUUUCACAAUUGCUGCUGUUGGAAUACUGGAAAACCUACUUGUCCUUAUAGCUGUGAUCAGGAAUAAGAAUCUCCACUUGCCCAUGUACUUUUUUAUCUGCAGCUUAGCAGUUUCAGAUAUGCUGGGUAGUCUGUACAAAACUCUGGAAAAUAUCUUGAUUAUUUUAUGCAAAAUGGGGUAUUUGAAGCCUCGUGGAGACUUUGAGACCAAGAUGGAUGAUGUCAUAGAUUCCAUGUUCAUUCUUUCUUUACUGGGGUCAAUAUUCAGCUUGUUAACCAUUGCAGCUGACAGAUAUAUAACUAUCUUCUAUGCAUUGCGAUACCAUAACAUCAUGACACUGAAGCGUGCAUUAAUCAUCCUGGCAGCAAUCUGGACCUUUUGUGCUGGAAGUGGCAUUGCCAUUGCCAUUUUCUCCCAUGAAACAGCUGUAGUAAUUUCUUUCACUAUCCUGUUCCCUUUGAUGUUAAUUUUUAUAUUAUGCCUCUAUAUCCACAUGUUUCUGCUUGCACGAUCACAUGCCAAAAAAAUUGCUUCACUGCCUACUAGUACAGUUCACCAGAGAACAAACACGAAAGGGGCCAUUACAUUAACUAUUUUCCUUGGUGUUUUUCUUUUCUGCUGGGCGCCCUUUGUUCUUCACAUCCUUCUUAUGCAGUUUUGCCCACACAAUCCUUACUGUGCUUGUUACAUGUCAAUUUUUCAAGUGAAUGGUACACUCAUCUUGUGCAAUGCUGUCAUUGAUCCUAUGGUCUAUGCAUUCCGAAGUCCAGAAUUAUGGAGUACAUUUAAGAAAAUGUUCUGUUGUACCAGGUCAAAUUGGAAGUAG
Alligator sinensis (Chinese alligator) is the source of this 1025-nucleotide messenger RNA. RefSeq names its product melanocortin 2 receptor (gene MC2R). Bases 69 to 1025 code for a protein of 318 amino acids. The transcript has a single exon. Gene Ontology annotation, cellular component: membrane. Gene Ontology annotation, biological process: G protein-coupled receptor signaling pathway. The record is from RefSeq and is a predicted model, not a curated record. NCBI's taxonomy places the organism in Eukaryota, Metazoa, Chordata, Crocodylia, Alligatoridae. Gene Ontology annotation, molecular function: corticotropin receptor activity.